AUGCAGCGCUGGUUCGCGGCUGGCAACAGUGCCGACGAUGUGUUCAAGCUGCUCAAGCUGGACAAAGCAGGAGACGACCUGUUCGCGAGUCCGCUGCUCAACAAUUUGAACACGUACCUGCAGAUCUUCAACAGGAACAAUCCUGCGGAAAAGACGACAUUGUACAAGACGCUAGCAGCUCACUACGGCGACGACGGUCUGGCUCGGAUUAUUCUAGCGACCAAGAAGACGGGAGGCACAUCGGAAAUCCUUAAUAGAGUCGAGGCGACGCAGCUCCAGAUAUGGCUCGGUGGAGGUAACUUGGGGCAUCGCCACGAAUCUGGAGGCUGCACGCACCCGGCACUGGCUGAGCAUGGAGACGUCUCCAGAGACCGUCUUCACGCGGCUGAACCUUGGCAAGGCCCGCUCUUUACGAUAUUCACCAAGUUCACGGAUGCGUACCACGCCAAGAACCCGAGAAAGCCGAUGACGACAGGCUGGAUCGUACGCGCGCACUACGAUGACGUCGAUGUCGUCAAGAUGAUCCUGGCGGCGGAAAAGAGCCCGAGCUCUGUGAACGCUGCUCUACGUAUGGAGGGCGCACUGUUGAAGGACUGGAUGGCUGCCUCUAGAGCCCCCGACCACGUUUUCGAAGCGCUAAAACUCAAUCGCGUAGGGCUGAAAAAGCUGUUGAAGGACCCUUUGUUCCUCUGCUGGAUGAAGUUCAUGGACAACUUCAACAAGGCCUUCCCUGGUAAGAUUGUUGAACGGACGAUGUUGGCCACAACCCACAAGGAUCAAGACCUAUGGAGAGCGGUUCAAGCCGCCAAGAAGAGCCCCAAGACCAGGGAAUUCGGGACCAAGUUGGAGACGGAGGUGCUCAAGCAGUUCAUCUUCGCUGAGAAGCAGCCGAUGCACGUGGCCAAGCUGAUGAAUGUGAAAGAGAAGACCGAUGCCAACUGGAAGCUUUGGAAGUUGUGA
Phytophthora sojae is the source of this 960-nucleotide messenger RNA. RefSeq lists its product as hypothetical. Lineage: Eukaryota; Oomycota; Peronosporomycetes; Peronosporales; Peronosporaceae. Bases 1 to 960 code for a protein of 319 amino acids. The record is from RefSeq and is a predicted model, not a curated record. The transcript has 2 exons.